UCCAAAUGCACAUAAAUUGUUGUCCUUGCAUCAGCGGAGAAAUGGAUUCCGGCGACCGCUCCGAUCUGAUUUCCCCGACCACUUCUUCCCCACCAAGCCAUAUAGUAACCAUCCCUUUCCCAGGCCGCGGCCACAUAAACCCCAUGCUCUCUCUCUGCCUCCUUCUCUCCCCCAAAACCCUAACCGUCACCAUCAUCGUCACAGAAGAAUGGCUCAACAUAAUCAACUCCGAUCAUCCAUCCCCAUCCCUACCCUCCAACCUCCAGAUCCGCUCCAUCCCCAACGUCCUUCCAUCCGAACGCACGCGCGGCAGCAACUACACCGAAUUCUUCAACUCCGUAAUGUCUAAAAUGGCGGAUCCAGUUCAGCGAGUGCUCGACGAGCUCAACCCGCCGGUCGAUGUUGUCAUAGGAGACGCGCUUUUGCCGUGGGUUGCUGGAAUAUGUGAGAAGAGGAAUGUUUCUGCCGUGUCUUUGUGGACGGAAUCUGCUUCUUCGUUCUACGCUCUGUACAAAUUCGAUCAACUUGAUGCCGCCGGCGGAUUGCCGGAAGAUUUCUCAGGUAAAUGCCCCCCUCUUUUUGUUGAGUGUGUGUUUUUAGCUUUUUGGUGGUUUUGA
Phalaenopsis equestris is the source of this 617-nucleotide messenger RNA. Its product is annotated as UDP-glycosyltransferase 87A1-like. Bases 6 to 617 code for a protein of 203 amino acids. The record is from RefSeq and is a predicted model, not a curated record. The transcript has a single exon. NCBI's taxonomy places the organism in Eukaryota, Viridiplantae, Streptophyta, Magnoliopsida, Asparagales, Orchidaceae.